AAAAAAAAAAAGGACUAAAAAAGUGAGAGUCAAGAGUCCGGAAAGUGUUGGUGAAGAUGCCGCGGGUAGUCCCGGACCAGAGGAGCAAGUUUGAGAAUGAGGAGUUUUUCCGCAAGUUGAGCAGGGAGUGUGAGAUUAAAUACACUGGGUUCAGAGACCGGCCCCAUGAAGAGAGACAAGCUCGCUUCCAGAACGCCUGCAGGGACGGACGGUCAGAAGUAGCCUUUGUAGCUACAGGUACCAACCUCUCUCUCCAGUUCUUUCCAGCCAACCUGCACGGAGAACAGAGGCAGGUUCCUACAAGGGAGUAUGUCGACUUUGAGAGAGAGACAGGAAAGGUCCAUUUAAAGGCUCCUAUGAUCUUGAAUGGGGUGUGUGUGAUCUGGAGAGGCUGGAUCGACCUACAGAGGCUGGAUGGGAUGGGAUUCUUGGAGUAUGAUGAGGAGAGGGCGCAGCAUGAGGAUGCUUUGGCGCAGGCAGCGUUCGAAGAGGCUCGCCGCAGAACCAGAGACUUUGAAGACAGAGACCGAUCACACAGAGAGGAUCUUGAGGACCCUGUGGUUUCUAAAAUCUGGGACUGAUGACACACAGACAGACAGCCAGCAGAAAAGAACAGGUCCAGACGACAGCAGGACCCCAGCCCUGGCUCAAACAUGGCCAACGCUGAUGUGGAACACAAGAUGCGCUGAGGAGGACGAGGAUGAGGAAGUGGUGGGAGGAGGAAGAAGAGAAAACCAGGGCUGGCUGUCUACUCACUUUCAAUGCAAUCAAAAAAAAAUGUCAACUGAAACUACAAUUGUAGAGCAAUUGUUCACCAGUAUUUCCUAACAGGUUUGAUAUGAUCGUUUUCACACGCCAAACAUUUUUUGAGAUAUUUAAAUGUAAAAGACAAUAAACGUCCUAAAUUGAUUGAAUUGAAAGUGAUGCAAGCCCUAGAAAAGAAGGAUUACAACGAAUAAGGACACAACAGACCUGGGCAAAAAGUAGUUGAAUAUAUUUAAAUACAGAGGAAGGAACGUGAGCAGUUGAUUUAGCAUUAUAUUGCAAAUGUGACACACAUCCAGAGUUGAAGUUAUAUAAGAGAUCAAGUCAUUCAAUAACGUUGAUAUUUUUUGUCCAGGUCUCAAAGGAUUUGGUGGAUCAGGGUAGUUUCAAAAGUACCAAAAGUAUAUUUUCUAUCAAUACAAGAUGGUCAAAAUAGAGAGGUUAAAGAUGUCAUUAAGGAGGACAGACAGAACCUAGUAGGAGCAGUGAAAAGAGAGAUUGAUCUGAUUCAGGGUCAGAGGUCAGGGCUUAUUGAUCAGGAUUACCAGUAGAGCAUGCAUUAAAAGUGAGGAGUUGACCAUUUGUGAAAAAAAGAGAAAGGAUUCGGCAUUGUUCCAUGUUGUGCAACACUUCACAUUUGUGAACAUGCCUGUGUUAACCCCCACUAUGCCUUGCUCACUUCCUGAAACCUGCUGUUUUCUUUGACCAAAGUUCACUUUGCUGGAAAGGGAGGGAGGGGGGAGGAAAGGGGGGAUGAAAGAAGGGGAAACUAAAAGAAGGAGAAACUGAGUCGCAUUUAAAGAGUGGGCAGGUGGGAAGAGAGCAUCCAAAGAGAAUAAUGCAAGGUCGUGGGGUUAAGAAGUGUUUGCUGUACUAUGAUAAUCACAGUCUCUUUAAAACAUGCCCUGACUAUAGAAUCACAGGUUAUGUAGCAACAACCUCGAGGCAGGACAGCUAACAAACAAAACUGCUACACACUCUACUAUCUUUGGCUCUGGAAGUGUGUGUAAGUGUGUGUGGGUGUGUGUGGGGGGGUAAUUUCAAAUGUCCUUUGUCUUCUGAGGGGUUUUUGCACUAUGUGAUACAAUCAGUCUUGCUCCCCACAUGGCUUUUCUUUAUAUGCAUGAAACAAAACACAGGCCUACCUAUGUUCUUUAUUGUUCCCUAUGCAGCCUAUUUAUCGCGAGAGCACUCUCUUUACAGCGCUUUGACAAGGAAUAACUGGGUGAUUCAAGGUUAUUUCACCAAAUGACAGAGCACAAAAGCAUCUUUUAUUUAGUCGCCAUAUGUUUGUGUCCUAAUGAGAAACUUGAGCAGAUGUGCUCUUGUUAUCAGCUCACAUGCUGCUGUGGUGUCAUGAAAAAAUGAACUCCUAUGUUGUGCAUGAAGGUAGUGACCCUACUUUUUGGCGCUUGUCCUUUAGAAUCUGUGCACACCUGAACCAAAAAUUAAGUGCUUUGCGUUUUCAUAGCCACAGGGUCAUCGUAACAUAGCAGCACUGUCCAGUGAAAACUAUGUAGCUUUAAAUUUUUUAGAAAAACUGAAGGAUGAAGUGUUCCUUUAUGGGUUCAGAAGAAUGUCCUACUUGGUAAGAUAAAUAAACCAUUUAAAAAGCCAUCGGAUUAUCUGAAUUAUGCAUUGUCGCAAAGCUGAAAACAGAUUUUUUUCUUAGCUUGUGACCUUUUGGAGAUAUGUGGAUUUCACUGGACAGCAAUGAUAGGUGACAUUAUAUGCUACUAUUCAGAUGGAUAUCAGCCAUGACAAUCUCUUCAAAAACACACGUGUCACAAGUCACGUCAAUCAAUAUUAUUAAUUUAUCAGCUCAGAUCAUAGACUCCAGUUUAGUUACAAUCUAUCUAUUGAUCACCCAGAUAUUCCUCAUCAUUAAAGGACUGCCGAUAUGCAGUCUUAAUACUAUUCCCUGUCCUGUUACAGCACUAGUGUAGUGAAAUGCUAUGUUUUGUUACUUUCUCGUUUUGUUUGUGUGAAAGUCAUGAUGUUUACUUUUUAUAUUACUUCUCACCUCUGUAUAUGUAUUCGUUUUUGUUCAUCUUUCAGCUUUGUUAUGAACUAGUGGUAGCAGCGGUAGGUUAUUUUAUGUAAAGUUAAAAACUGCAAAAUGCCUCCAGAAAUCUGGGAGUUUUGAGGACUUUUGUUGCUCUUGUUUUUCAUUGUUUCAUGUGUUCCUUUUAUUAAUGUUAUUUUUAUUUUUUGUAAGGAAAUCCACUUCCUGGGUUAAAUACAUUGAAUGUGGAUUGACUCGACUCCUGUUUAGGCGAUAUAAAUGUUUUUAUAUUGUGCAACUAGAAGCUCAUUUCAUUUUUUGUUUUGUUUUACAUUUAGUGCACUCAACGGUUUUAUUAUAACUAUUAUAACCAAGAAAAAUCUUUUGUUUAUUUGUGUUUUACUCAGUCUGACUUAUUAAGAAGAGAAGAAUUUUAAAAAACUGGUGAUUUUUUUUUUCCAUUGAGAGCCAUGUGUUUGUAACAUUUUAAAAGAGUAAAGAAAUGUUCUUGCCAAAAUUUAAUGGUUGACAUUAAAAUAAAGAAGUGAAUUAAAAGCUCAGACUUGAUGACAGGACCCUGGUCUGACAGGCUACAGGGAGGUUAUACAAUUUUAAAAGAACUAAAAGGAACUGCUAUAGCUGCAAUGCAACACAUUUGUCAAGUUUUCUACAGCCUCAUUAACAAAAACCCACAAUAGGCUCAGGGUGCAACGAAAAACAAUGCAGGAUUUGGACAUUUGGAUACUACAUGGAAGGACUUAAUUGGGUUGACCUAAGGUCAGAAAAUGUACUUUCUCGUUGGCAGGCAUUGUUCAUUUUCUCCUACAGAGAUUUGGGAGACUGGGGAGAAAAGCUUACAUGUUUCCCUUUUUCUCAGAGCACACUGAUCCUGCAAAGUCAGCUGGCCUUGUGACUCGGUGCUUAAUUAGUUCAAGAAUGUGGAAAAAAUACUUUCUGUCUGAGGGCACCUUCAGUGUGAUACGUGUUGGAUUUUUGUGACUGAGUUUGAUAGUGUUAUGUUGAAAGGUCCAGCAGAUGCGACACAGUAGUGAAGUGGCAUUAAAGACUUUGGAUGAGGAGGUGAAGUGGGGUGGGGGGACAGAGGAAGGCACUAGAACAUGAGGGAGUAUAAAGCGGGUUAUGGUAUAUACAUGUUGGUGAAAGUUGUCAUAUUCACAGGAACUUACAGUGGUUGUUAUGUUUCUAUGAAGCUGAGUCAUUCUUCACUUGCAUCCAGUGUGGAAAAAGUUUAGGGACCCCAAAAAUACAGAGCAGGAAGUUUUAGCUUUGAUUCAAGCAGUGUAGGUGGUGGUGCAAGCUGCUUUUUCAAAAUAAGAUCAGUGGGAACUGACAGAGUGUUGGGUAGGAACCAAUAUGAGAGGUGAGAUGUAGGUGGACAGUCAGAGAAAGUACAGUUUGGAAUGAUGUAGCCCAUGCUUUCUGUAGGUUUUUGGAAAUCUGUAAGUCAUGAAUUAAUUGGUUAUGCCGGUACUAGAGCUAGACAAGAACCGAUCAAGCUGUUUCUCAGAUAAAUCUUAGAAACAGCACCACCCGUGUGUGGUCUCAUGCAAUCUGCCAUAUCUGUAGAAACUGGCGCAACUCUUGGUCAACCUAAAAAAUCUAUGUGUAUGGAUUUACAGUGUACUCAGGUUAAGAAUCAGUGAGGGGUUGCUUAGAAGUGACAAGUCAAAUUUAGGAAGUUACCACAGCGUACCACCCCGUCCCCAUCACACCCACACAGUGUAUCAAUGUACCAUUAUUUACAAUGGUUAGCCAUGUAAACAACUUAGUUGAUACUCCAUCACUCAUUUUUCUUAAUGCAGGCAUUAAGGCAAAAAAAAAGAAUAAAUCAGAACCAUUUUCUUUCUCUCUUUUUUUUUUUUUACCUAAACUGUUCUUUCGUUUAAGUUAUUUAUACUUUGGUUUUAUUUAGAGAUCCAAAGAAGAACUCUGUGAUAUUUAGUGGCUUGUACACACUCCCCAAGUUCCUCCUUGUGUGAUCUGUCUUUCCCUCCGUUUUAGCGUUGAGCUUGUCCUCUCAGAGGAAUCUGAAAUAUAAGAUAUUAAAUUUAAAAUGUUGGAUGUUUUUCAUAAUAAACAUGUAUGAAUUC
Molecule: messenger RNA, 4881 nt
Organism: Morone saxatilis (striped sea-bass)
Lineage: Eukaryota; Metazoa; Chordata; Actinopteri; Moronidae
Gene: cbfb
Product: core-binding factor subunit beta
Exons: 7
Coding region: 57-581 (174 amino acids)
Biological process (GO): regulation of transcription by RNA polymerase II
Cellular component (GO): core-binding factor complex; nucleus
Molecular function (GO): sequence-specific DNA binding; transcription coactivator activity
Source: RefSeq, a predicted model, not a curated record